AAGGCGUUUGCGGGCCGGGCCGUGACACGCCGAGCCCGGAGGCUGCAGCAGUCACGGAGGCUUUCACCGGCGCCAUUCACGUCAUUCCUGGUUGUGCAUCAUGAGGAACCUUCCCUCUGUUCUGCCUAGGACACUCACUUCUGGGACCCGUGCCUCCCCAGGGCUUCCUGACAUGUUUGAAGGACAGUCACCCAUUCAUGUGAAAAAUGUGCGGAGCAGAUUGAGGGAUAUAGUGGGAGCAUCUACCAACUGGAGGGAUCAUGUGCAAGCAAUGCAAGAAAGAAAAGCUCUUCAUACUUUACUGGCAAAACGGCAGGAAGAUCUCCCUCCUAGGAGAAUGAAGGAUAGCUACUUGGAAGUUAUUCUACCUCUAGGAAGUCAGCCUGAAAUAAGAGAAAAGUACCUGAAUGUACACAACAGCGUAAGGUUUGGAAGGAUACUUGAAGAUCUUGACAGUUUAGGAGUUCUUAUUUGCUACACUCACACCAAGCAGGAAAUGCAGCAAAGGUCUCCUUUAUCCAUAGUUACAGCUCUGGUGGAUAAAAUCAAUUUGUGCCAGAAGAUUAUACAUCCAGAUUGUGACAUCAAAUUCACAGGCAAUGUUUCUUGGGUUGGGAAGACCUCCAUGGAAGUGAAGAUGCACAUGCUGCAGCUUCAGGAUGGUAAUUACCACCCUGUGUUAGAUGCAACCUUUGUCAUGGUGGCCCGGGACCCAGAGAAUAAACGGCCAGCAUUUGUUAAUCCACUCAUUCCUGAGAGCCCUGAGGAGGAAGAAGUCUUCAAGCAAGGGGAAUUGAACAAGUUGAAGAGGAUUGAAUUCAGCACUGCUUCCUUACUGAAAAUGGCUCCCACUGCAGAAGAAAGAAACAUUGUGCAUGACAUAUUCCUUAAUACACUGGACACAAGGACAGUGAGUUUCCAGAGUCGUAAAUUACCACCCAGUUCAGUGUGGAUGGAAGAUGCAAAGCUAAAAGGCCUGGAGAUUUGCCAUCCUGAGGAACGGAACAUCUUCAAUAGGAUCUUUGGGGGUUUUCUCAUGAGAAAGGCAUAUGAACUGGGAUGGGCAACUGCUUGCAGCUAUGGGGGUUCCAGACCCUUUAUUAUAUCUGUUGACGAUAUCAUGUUUCAGAAGCCAGUUGAAGUUGGAUCCUUACUGCUGCUUUCUGGACAGGUCUGUUAUACAGAAAAAAAUUACAUCCAGGUUCGAGUACACAGUGAAGUUUACAAUGCAAAUACCAGAGAGCACCAUACUACCAAUACUUUCCAUUUUACAUUUAUAUCAGAAAAUGAGGUCCCACAAGUUGUACCUAAGACAUAUGGAGAGUCCAUGUUGUAUUUAGAUGGGAAGCGACACUUUACUGCAGUCAUGAAAGAAAUCUGACAGGCACUGGGUGCUGCAGCAGCAGCGCAGCAGCAUGCUGUCUUGGCAAGAGCUGUCACCAGAGGUGGCUAAUGGACAGGUGCUUGUAAUACUCAAAGAAAAACCCAACAACUACCCCAAACCAAACCAACCAAACCCAAACUCCACACCAAAACCUGCCUUUUCAGUACUCUUCAUGUAUUUGCAUAUAUUUGGAUUUUUUUUAUUCUUUACUACUAGAAUUUGUUGAAAUCUUUUACAUGCCAAUGCUAGGAAAAGAGGCUGAAAAAAUGCAGUCUUAGGCUUUGGAUAGACUGUCUGCUUUGAGAGAUCUCAUUGUAACCUUUGCUGUCUUGUCACCAUUUGCUGCCUUUCCCUUAGCAGCUCUGCUUUGUAUUUCCCUGAUAAGGGAUAGAAGUUCUGUCAGAAAAAGAUGUGCAGUAAGUAGAUAUACAUGGAUGAAGCAAUUUGACCUGCAUUCUUGUGUAAAUUAGGUUAAGGGUCAUAAUUCUUUUUUGAGCAAGGAUGCAUGCAUCUAAGCAGCAGCAGAGGCUCAGAAGUUACUAGUGUGUGCACAGU
Molecule: messenger RNA, 1939 nt
Organism: Ficedula albicollis (Collared flycatcher)
Lineage: Eukaryota; Metazoa; Chordata; Aves; Passeriformes; Muscicapidae
Gene: ACOT9
Product: acyl-CoA thioesterase 9
Exons: 16
Coding region: 101-1381 (426 amino acids)
Biological process (GO): acyl-CoA metabolic process
Cellular component (GO): mitochondrion
Molecular function (GO): fatty acyl-CoA hydrolase activity
Source: RefSeq, a predicted model, not a curated record